UGCAUCACAUGACCCAAUUGUAUUUCAAUAACCCCUCUCUCUCUCUCUCUCUCCCCUCAGUCCUCAUAUAAAUAAACCCCCUUCUCUUAUUUCAUCCUCUCGAAGAAAGCCCUUUAAUCAAAUUCCCAUAAUAUUUCUCGUUUUCUUUCUCAUCUCUCAGACAAUCAUUAACACAUUACACUCAUCCAAACCAUGAGUUACUACAAUCAACAACAACCCCCCGUUGGCGUUCCUCCUCCUCAAGGUUACCCACCAGAAGGAUACCCGAAAGACGCGUACCCACCACCAGGAUACCCAGCGCAAGGAUACCAACAACAAGGGUACCCUCCACCCGGAGGAUACCCGCAACAAGGAUAUCCUCCCCAACAAUACGCCCCUCAGUACGCUCAGCCGCCUCCUCAACAACAACAACAGAGUGUUGGUUUCAUGGAAGGAUGUUUGGCAGCUCUGUGCUGUUGCUGCCUGUUGGACGCCUGCUUUUGAUUGAUUGAUACAUCAUACCCCAGAGAUUCAACUCGGAUGGGCUGAGGAUUAUCGUGAUUAUUUGAUACACAAUCAUGUGAAAUUGGAAAAACAAAAAAAAGAUGUUUGUUUCGUAUCAUGUGUAGCUAAUCGACUCAAACCCCUCCCCCAACCCCCCCUCCCAGAUCUUAAAUUGUUUUUUCGUAAAUAAUUUGAAUAUUUUGAAUUGGAUUAAGUUUGCUCUCUCUGUUGUUUGUCUUCUGAAAUUUAGCUUUUUAGCUUUUGAAACUAUAGAGCAGAGCUCAUUUGUUUUGCCGUGCAUCCAAUCUUGUGCUUUUCCUAUA
This is a messenger RNA of Chenopodium quinoa (quinoa), 806 nucleotides long. Its product is annotated as cysteine-rich and transmembrane domain-containing protein WIH2-like. NCBI's taxonomy places the organism in Eukaryota, Viridiplantae, Streptophyta, Magnoliopsida, Caryophyllales, Amaranthaceae. Bases 193 to 483 code for a protein of 96 amino acids. The transcript has 3 exons. Gene Ontology annotation, cellular component: plasma membrane. The record is from RefSeq and is a predicted model, not a curated record.